AUGUCUUCACCACUACCCUACAAUCGCCAGAACGCGCUUGCCUCAACCAUCGCAGCAGACAACGCAUCAAACAUAGCUGGCAAGAUCGUCUUGACGACUGGCGUAACGCAAGGCGGCCUAGGAGCAACGUUUGUCGAAGAGAUCGCAAAGCACAAACCCGCUCUUCUGAUCCUCGCUGGUCGCUCGCCAUCCAAGGUCCAAGCCACAGUCGACAAGAUCAAAUCCAACCCAGCGAGCGCAAACGUCGAAGUGCGUAUCUUAACCCUCGAUCUGGCAUCGCAAGAGCAAGUCCGCGAAGCCGCGAAUGAAGUUCUCGCAUAUCCAGAAUCCCACAUCGAUGUCCUCGUCAACUCAGCAGGCAUAAUGAAGGGCCCCUACCGUACAACAGUCGACGGUAUCGAGAACCAAUUCGGAUGCAACCACAUCGGUCAUUUCCUCUUCACCAAUCUCAUCAUGCCUAAGCUCCUUGCUGCCAAGGCACCCCGGAUCGUUAACAUAUCCAGUGAUGGUCAUCGCUUCAGUGGUGUGCGAUUCGACGAUCCGAAUUUCCAAGAUGGCAAAGUGUAUGAUCAGUGGGAGGCAUAUGGCCAGAGCAAGACGGCAAACAUCUUGUUCUCCUAUGCGCUGGCAAAGAAGCUGGAUUCGAAGGGUCUGAAAGCGUAUAGUCUGCAUCCGGGAGUGACGUUGGGAACGUCUCUUGCUGAAAAGUUCGACGAUGAAGACAUGAAGAUGGCCAAGGACAAAGAGAUCUGCUGGGCUCGUGAGUUUGACCUGAAGUCGCUCGAUGAGUGUGCGGCUACCCAUGUUGUUGCCGCCUUCGAUACAAGAUUGGACAACGACAACGGCGCGUAUCUCGACAACGCCAACGUGGCGCCGCAAGAGGUGCAGCCAACUGCGACGAACCCGGAAGACCCAGAGAGGCUGUGGAAACUGAGCGAGAAGCUUGUAGGAGAGGAAUUCGUGUAUUGA
Molecule: messenger RNA, 969 nt
Organism: Alternaria ventricosa
Lineage: Eukaryota; Fungi; Ascomycota; Dothideomycetes; Pleosporales; Pleosporaceae
Exons: 2
Coding region: 1-969 (322 amino acids)
Source: RefSeq, a predicted model, not a curated record